UCUCUCUCUCUCUCUCUCUCUCUCUCUCUCUCCCUCCCCGUGCUGUUCUAUGAUUCUAUCUCUUUACUCUCUCUCUCCGCUCUCUCAUCACUUCACCACACCGCCAAUCCAAGCCCCGAUUCAUCACUUUGUCUCUGCAAACGCAUUUCAAUCUUCAGCCUCCAGAAUAUAUAUACGAUCUUUUAUUCAAUUAGUGUUCUUUGGUAACAUCCCUCCCUGCCUACGCUUUGGAGGUAGACAGAGCUCUGGCGAAUCACGAAAUGGCGGGUUCUAUGACGAGCACUGUCUACAUCCACGUGAUCGAAGACGUCAUCAACAAGGUCCGAGACGAGUUCUUCAACAACGGCGGUCCCGGCGAGGGUGUGCUCAGCGAGCUUCAAGGAAUGUGGGAAAUGAAAAUGAUGCUAGCUGGUGCUAUAUUGGCCCCAAUAGAUCGGUCCUCAGCAGCGAAGCAGACACCAGGGAGCGCUGCAGCCCCUGUUCAUGAUCUUAAUGUGCCUUAUGAAGGGACUGAAGAGUAUGAAACUCCCACCGCUGAGAUGCUAUUUCCUCCAACACCACUGCAGACUCCAAUGCCGACACCCCUGCCUGGAACUGCUCAAACACCUCUGCCUGGAACUGCCCAGACACCACUUUCAGGAGCCGACCAGACACCACUUCCAGGAACCACGGAUAGUUCAAUGUAUAACAUUCCUACUGGCGGCACUCCCAUUACGCCUAAUGACUAUGCUGCUGUAAACGAUCAUGGUGAUGUCAAGGAGAUGAAAGCUGGGAGGCCUAGCCCACAUAUGCAACCACCCUCUGCUUGGAUGAAUCAAAGGCCUCCUUUAGGUGUUGAUGUUAAUGUUGCUUAUGUGGAAGGGCGAGAAGAGUUGGACAGGGGAACAUCUCAUCAACCCAUGACACAGGACUUCUUAAUGAUGUCAUCUGGAAAGCGGAAACGUGAAGAUUUUCCUUCACAGUAUCGUGGCAGUGGAUAUAUACCACAGCAGGAUGGAUCUGGAGAUUCCAUUUCUGAUGAUUUCCAGGUUACUCAAGGAGAAAAUAUUGUUCAUGAUGUUGCUGGUGCUGCAAACCAGAAGGUGUACACACAAGGGGCGAGGUUGCCUUCAAGGAUUUCCCAACUGGAUGGACCAAUAACUGAUCCUUAUGAUGAUGUGCUUUCUACGCCUAAUAUAUACAACUACCAAGGAGUUGUCAAUGAAGACUACAAUAUAGCUAGUACACCAGCACCAAAUGAUCAAGUUAGCACUCCUGCUGUUGUUGCCCAGAACAAUGAUGUUGCUGAUGAUGACGAGGAGGAGCCCUUGAAUGAAAAUGAUGACGAUGAUGAUUUGGAUGAUGUUGACCAGGGAGAGGAACUGAGCACUCAGCAUUUAGUUUUGGCUCAAUUUGACAAGGUUACUCGGACCAAGAGCAGGUGGAAAUGCACUCUAAAGGACGGCAUCAUGCACAUAAACAAUAAAGACAUUCUCUUUAAUAAGGCAACCGGAGAAUUUGAUUUCUAAUUUUGUAAUAAAAGAUCAUAUAUUAGCUGACAAAAUAGUCGGUUGCUAUCCGGGGGCACAUCUGGAUUUUUGGUUGGUUUCAAGUAAUUUUGGUAGAACAAUUGUAUUGGAAGUAAGAGAACGAGGUGCUGCUGCUGCUGGUAUGGUUGCAUUGGAGGCAGGGUGUGGUCGAUCGGCCAGUUUAGUAGUAGUUUGUACAUAGAAGGGAGAGCCUGGAACUAGAUGGAGAUGGCUUGGCUGCUGCUGCUGCUGCUACUAUAGUUUUCCCGCACUCCCUUCCCUUUUGCAGCAGUUGGUGGAAUGUGUAAUUCCAUUGACGUUACACUUUUGCGA
Diospyros lotus (date-plum) is the source of this 1841-nucleotide messenger RNA. RefSeq names its product transcription initiation factor IIA large subunit-like. Gene Ontology annotation, biological process: transcription by RNA polymerase II; transcription initiation at RNA polymerase II promoter. The record is from RefSeq and is a predicted model, not a curated record. Lineage: Eukaryota; Viridiplantae; Streptophyta; Magnoliopsida; Ericales; Ebenaceae. Bases 261 to 1508 code for a protein of 415 amino acids. Gene Ontology annotation, cellular component: transcription factor TFIIA complex. The transcript is spliced from 11 exons.